Messenger RNA from Hyalella azteca, 5191 nucleotides. RefSeq lists its product as uncharacterized. Bases 282 to 2651 code for a protein of 789 amino acids. The record is from RefSeq and is a predicted model, not a curated record. Gene Ontology annotation, molecular function: protein binding. NCBI's taxonomy places the organism in Eukaryota, Metazoa, Arthropoda, Malacostraca, Amphipoda, Hyalellidae. The transcript is spliced from 12 exons.
UUCUUCAGUAUCGCUUUCGCCAGAGUGGCAUGGUGUUAAAAUAGUUCUACAGCUUGACAUCCAGCUAAGAAUCGUUCAUGCAAACCUAUCCUCUAACUUGUCUUUAAUGCCGUACAAGUUGCAGUGCAUAGAAUUAAUUUUGAUUACUGAACGUAAAUGUAGAGAUCGAAGCAUCGCUGAAAACUGCAUGAAAACAACAAUUGAUAACAAAAUUUUCUCUGACUGAACGAAAAUAGAAAUAUCGAGCAUCACAAUCGCAUAACCUCCCUCGGUGUGACCCAAUGAUGGCUGCAAGCAGAUCAUUUCUGCUGUUCCUUUUUCUGGUUAGUAAAUUAAGCAUGGCGUCGUCUAGUGAUAUCUACACGCACGACCGUAAACGUCCAGUGCCACUACUGGACUCGAACCACGCGUGUUUCCAGCGAUUUGAAGUGAGUGAGAAUACCAUCAUCAGAGCCCAAGACUCAAGGCAGGCCGGCGCAAAAUUUCUCAACGAAUCAGACGUAGGAAACCGAGAAGACUGCAUGGCGCUGUGCUGUAGAACUGCUCGCUGUACCGUCGCGGUCUUCGAAGAAAAGAACGCGGGCUCUUGUUUCCUGUUCGACUGCGGCACUUCAGAGAACUUCGUAUGCCAGUUCACGACUCACGCGUACUACACAUCCACCAGGAUCAGGGAGCUGCCGAAUUUGCCCGUCGCAACUUCAUAUGCCAAACAAGAGGCGAAAAAACAGGAGCACGAGCAAAGGGAACUGGAAGAGCAACAACAACAGCAAAGGACUGGUCAACAGAGGCAAGAUGACAACGUUGUGUGGAGUAGACCGAAGAGUCUGCAUGAACAGGAGCUUAACAACCUGAGAAGUCCGGAUUUGAAGUCUACAUCCUCCCGCGAUUUGACCGAUACCGGCGUUAGAACUCGAAGCGAACAGCCCAGGGUAUUGCUGACAGCGUCCAGGAAGGAGGCUGAGACAGCGACUCUACCACCGCCUGCUACUACCCCGGCCAAAGUUCGCCGAUGCAGUCGGCUGCAGUUCGAGUGUCACAGCGGGGAAUGCAUCGCCAUCUACGACACGUGCAACGGCAUCCCUCAGUGCGAGGACGGCAGCGACGAGGGUGCUGACCUCAACUGCCCCACCACGCAAGAUCCAACCCUCGUGCGCGGGGAAAUGGACGAUCUUCGAUCAUCGUCGGCAAUAGGACAAACCUCUGGCUUGGGUUCGGCCUUAAGACCCGGAAUGGAGGAGGUAGGAUCAGUCGGAUCACAGGCUGGAUCCCGAGCCGGAUCUGACCGAUCAUCCGGACCAGAGUUGAACAGAUUGAACGAUGUUGACACCAAAACAAGCCCGCUGCGAACAAUCGGAGAAUUGACUAACCUGCGAUAUGUUGGUGACGGGCUGUCGCAAAAGGGGAUUCUAGAUGGAGGGCGAAAAUCUCCCCUAAAUCCGUUGGGAGGCAAGGGGAGGGAGCCUCAGGAAGUGGAUGGUCGGGAAGGCUAUGAAGGCUCCCGACUCCGGGACAGCGAGCGGAUGACUCCUGAGCAGCUGAGCCCCUCGUACGGUGCAGAGCGCGGCAUCUUCAGCCACCGUGCUACGCUGCUCGACUCCUAUGGUCGCUACAGCGCGCCGCUACAGGGAGUAUACGGUAGCGCAGCGGAGGACCUGGCGGGCUAUACGGGCAGGGGCCGCGGCUACAACGAAUACGGCCUCAACAACCGCCCUGCCCUCUACGAGGGCUCCCCCUACCUUGGAGACUCGGACCAGCGCUCGGGGGUUUACCACCGCGGUGACGCCCAGCAGCAACCACCGAACCCUGGGCAAUACUACCCUCCUAGAGGACCGUCUAAUGUACCCAUAAAGACUUGGGGUGAACCAGGCCACCUUGGGUCUCUUCAAUCGAUAUCUCAACAAACUUCCCCUGAACUGCAGCUGCAGCACAACGCUCUGCUGCCAUACCAACAGCAGCAAACGCUCAGCAGUUAUAUGCAUCCGAUGCAGCAGCCUGGAUUACAGAUGUCGCAGAUGCAGCACCUGCAGGUACCUGACCAACAGCUGCAGCUACAGAGGCAGCAGCUGUUGCCAAUAGCUGAUCAAAUGGCAUCUGUUGGAGGCAGGAAGCCUGGAUAUGGCAUCGAAGAUGCCAAGCAUCAGGAAGAGCUUUCCCUCUUCGGCGAUCGGCUCUCCAGUGGAAUCAACAUCCCGGGAGACGAAUCCAUAUUGAACAGAGAUUACCCAGCCCAGGCUGCAACGAGUGGGUCAGUUCCGGGCCAACACAACACGACCAAAAACAUCUCAGCGACCACCAUCGUUCCCUCGGUCACGUCGAAUGAAUCCGUUUCCAAAAAUUCUACCAAUGUUCCUCCUCUGAACUCCAGCACACCAGCGCUGCCCGCGGCAGAGUCUUACUCCAUCUUGGGAUCAUGGAGUGCCAUUGUGGCCAAGUGGAAGCUUGACCCAGCUGUAAUUGAUGCAGAAAAAAAGGAGAACAAACUUCAGCGAUCUGGAGCAGUUAUUGCUCUUAGUCUCGGCCUGACCGUGAGCGCUGUGCUGCUGCUGCUGGUCGGAUGCCGCGUGCGAGGGCUGCGCCGGAGGCGUCACAGAGGCGGCCGCUCAUCCUACGCCCAUGACGCUGAUUACCUUGUCAACGGCAUGUACUUAUAAACUCAUACGCCGCAUGGAUAUUGUUUGCGUAUUACUUGCGAGAUUUUCCAAUAAUAAUCAAAGUAUUGAUGAAGAUUAAUUUAAUCUUGCUAGUUAUCCUGGGAAUAAUAAACAAAUGAUAAUAUUCUAAAUGUCACUAUUUACAUUUAUUGUAAGAACAGAUUAUUGGAUGAGGCACCGUUGCACAGUCUACUUCUAUGAAAAAUUAUUAAUACUCGCAGAAAAAUUCACAUGGCCAAAUUUUUCACCAGGACGAAAUGUUUUCCACAGCACUAAUAUUGUGCUGCGGAAAAUUUUUGAAUUCAUCUAAUUUUUUACGUCACUUUUUGUGUUCCGGCUGCGUUAUGGUAAUCCUGCUACGCCUAAACUUGACAAAACAGUUGGCAGACUUUGAAAAAAAUCUCGCUGUUGAUACCAAAAGUUCGGAGAGAUUUACGGAGGAGCGAGUGGAAGGAAUUGUGAUCGCCUAUUAAGGUUUGCACAUGCGUUAGAAAUGAUAUUUAUAGAUAAAAUGCCUGGAUGUUAAUAACAAUUCACAACCUUGUGCAGAGUCAUUGCUAGAAAUCCUGCCUAGAAUCAUUUAACGUCAUUUCUCUUUAUGCGUUUUUUUAGUUUUUGGUAAAUUUAGUUUUCAUUCCACGAACUUACUAGCUAAAAUUUAUAUUAUUAAUGAUGAUCAAAUGAGUCUCGGCUCACACCGAGCUCAUAUAUUUUGAUAAGACGCGUUCAGUAAUUACAGUAUUUUUUCAACGAAUAUUCCUACGUUUGAGUCGUUAUGUUAUCCAUGCCAUAUUAUUGUCGAAAAAAACAUGCCUAAGUUUAAGUGUUGCCUGUCAAGUGUGCUUUAUGAGUGAGUGAAAUAUAGUUAAAUGUUAGAGGAUAAUUUCACUUAGUUUAGCAACGUGUGUUUUUCUUGCAGCGUUGUUUGUUGUGCGUACCAUUGUUCGCUGGCACGAAAUAAUUAGCAGAGAAAUGCUUGCCUAUAUAUUGUGACUAAACACUAGUCGCAACUGCUUUCAAGUGUUUCAUAUGAUAAUUUAGUGAUGGAUGAUCAAACGAUCGUAAGCCAUAUUAUGAUCUCAUAAAUCAGUUAUAUAUAAGAUCACUUAACAACAUAUGAUCAACAUUAAAUCUCAAUUAUGAAAUUGGCAAAGACAUUUUCAGGCUAAAUUGACAUUCUUGAGUAGCGAUCAACUAAAUGAACAUAACGAUUCAGCGUGUGAGAAUCAUUUAAGAAAUGAGAGGCGAUAUUAAUCUAAAUAAUCAAUGGAAAUAAUCUAUUUGCACUUUUGCAGCGAACUUUUAAAAAUUAGGUAAUGAGAACAAUUUGAAACAAUAAAAGAACCUCAGAUAUCGGAUAAACUUGUCUACUCGGUGCCGUGCACCGAGCCAUAAAGUUUUAGUAGCAUUCGAAAAAUAGUGAGCAAGCUAUUCAAGUGAAUGAUGAUUGCCUAUACAAUGUAGAUGAAGCUGAAUUAGAUGAUACGCCAUUAUAUCCAGUCACAAGUCCAGGUCCCGGUGCCCGUAGUUUAUAUAGGCCUAGGCAGGCAAUUGUGCCCGUGUAGCGCUAGGCAAAUUUAAGAAUUUGAAUUAAAUAUAUUAUUGAUGUCCGCAAUAUAAUUGAUGGACCGUGCAGGAUCAUGUGCAAGAACUUCCGGAUUAGAAUAGGUGGUUUGAGAAAGACAAAUCGUCUUUACAAUAAUACCAGAACGAUGAAGCUAGAACUAAUAUAAUACGAUUACACUUGAUCCGUUUUUCGAGCAUAUUCUAAAGGUAUCCCUAAAUAAAUUAUUAGGUUAAAACUACCGAUUGAGGGUUUUGAUAUUUCAGUCUAAGACAAGAACAUUGACUGCAGCAACGAAAUUCUUAAUAGGGACGAUAAAAACCGAAAUAAUUCCAAUAAGAAAAAAAUUUCUCCGGCGCAUUGAUGGACCGACACGACACUGCCUUACACCGACUUGGACUUUGUACUUGGUGUUGCCUAAUACACCUGCUUUAGAUUAUAGAACGCAUAGCCGAUAUGUAUGUAUGGAUAGUUGAACAGAACGUAUUUUUGAAUGAAUCAAUUUACGUUUUUGCAUUUUUUGCAUAUCAUUUUCUAAAAUUUGAUGCUAAUAGAGAGGUUAUUGCUAAAGGGCACUUUACAUGGGUAGUAAGCAAUACAUUUUUGUAUAGUAGUUUUUCUCUCGACUCAGUAGCUGAAACUUGGUAAACAAAUAGGUCACUAACAAUGGACAUAGAUAUCGAUUCAAGAAUGUAUCUUUUAAAUAGUAGAGAAAAUUUACGUCUGUUUUCCUUAAAAGAGUCACCGAAUAGCAUGCAUGUCUUCCCUGAAAUUCCUUUCGUCCAAAGUUCAACGGGAGUAGAAAUUUCGGAUGGAGAUGUCCAUUCAAUUGGGAAUUUCCAGUCUAUCUAUAGUUUCCAGUGUCGUUCCAGUCUGUUGCUGGGAAGUUAUAUGGAACAUUAUAACCUGUUGUUAUUUUGUGUUGUUCCAGGACCAGUUGAUCCAUCCGUAUCGUGAAAAAUAAAUUAAUAUAUAC